AAACAGAAGGGUGUCUCCCAGCUGCAACGGUCUGCCCCCACGCCUCUGCAUUUCCCCAGCGAUUAGCCAGGGACCCAACACAGCCGCCUGACCUCUUUUACGAACAACAAAACCGUGAUGAAGGCAACAGGAGUCAGAAAACUAUUCACUGCAGGAAGCCCCAGUAUCCGGUGAGAAAUAAGAAGUACAACAGUACAGGAUGCGCCUUGGGUCAGGGGGAUGUGAAAAGCCCUCGGUCUUUGUGUUCUUCCCUGUGCCAGAACGUCUGCGUCGGAGCCCUCAGUUCUCCUCUCAGCUCAGCUGCUGUCACUGCACGGCUGCCAGCCUCCCGCUGAAGGGGACACGGGUCCAUAAUGGCCACCUCUGCCGGCCUGCUGCUGCCGCUGCUGCUCCUGGGCCAGCCCUGGGCGGGGGCUGGAGCUCCCGGGGAAGCUGUGGUGUGCGCGGGGAAUGCCUGCUACACAGCCCACUGGGGCAAGCUGAGUGCGGCCGAGGCCCAGAGUCACUGCAGCAAGAAUGGGGGCAACCUGGCCACCGUGAAGAGUGAAGAGGAGGCUUGGCACAUCCAGCGAGCCCUGGCCCAGCUCUUGGAGUUGGAGGAGGCCCUAGAAGCUCGGAUGGGCAAGUUCUGGAUCGGGCUCCAGCGCGAAAAGGGAAAGUGCUUAGACUCCAGCUUGCCGCUGAAAGGCUUCAGCUGGGUGGGCGGCGGGGAAGACACACUUUACACCAACUGGAACAGGGAGGUCAGGAGCUCCUGCAUCUCUAGGCGCUGUGUAUCCCUGCUGCUCUAUCUGUCUCUGCCGUCUCAUGCCAGCUACCUCCCCAAAUGGUCUGAGGGCCCCUGUGGGAGCCCAAACUCUCCUGGAAGCAACAUCGAGGGCUUUGUGUGCAAGUUCAAUUUCAAAGGCAUGUGCCAGCCUCUGGCUCUGGGGGGCCCAGGCCGGGUGGAAUACAGGACCCCGUUCCAGGCCACCAGCUCCUCCCUGGACACUGUGCCCUUUGCCUCUGUGGCUAACGUGGCCUGUGGGGAUGGGGACGAGGGUCGGGAGCAUUACUUCCUGUGUAAGGAGAAGGCCUCAGAUGUGUUCGACUGGGGAAGCGCAGGCCCCCUCUGUGUUAGCCCCAAGUACGGCUGCAGCUUCAACAACGGGGGCUGCCAGCAAGACUGUUUCGAGGGUGGUGAUGGCUCCUUCCGCUGUGGCUGUCGGCCGGGAUUCCGGCUGCUGGACGACCUGGUGACCUGUGCCUCCCGGAACCCUUGCAGCUCCAGUCCCUGUAAAGGGGCAGCCACCUGUGUCCUGGGACCUCACAGGAAGAACUACACGUGCCUCUGCCCCCAAGGCUACCAGCUGGACUCAAGUCAGCAGGAUUGUGUGGAUGUGGACGAGUGCCAGGACUCCCCCUGCCCACAAGAGUGUGUCAACACCCCCGGGGGCUUCCACUGUGAGUGCUGGGUGGGCUACGAGCCCCGUGGCCCUGGGGAGGAGGCCUGUCAGGAUGUGGACGAGUGUGCCCCUGGCCACUCGCCCUGCGCCCAGGGCUGCACUAACACAGAUGGCUCGUUCUACUGCUCCUGCAAGAAGGGCUAUGUCCUGGCUAAGGAGGAUGGCACCCAGUGCCUGGAUGUGGACGAGUGUGAGGGCCCGGAGCAUGGCCUUUGUGAGGGCUUGUGCCUCAAUACACAGGGGUCCUUCCAGUGCAGCUGCCUGCCGGGCUGGGAGCUGGGCCCGGAUGGGGUCUCGUGUACCACAGGGUCCACGUCUCUGGCACCACAGACUGGGCCUCCCCAGGGAGAGGAUAUGGGAGAUAGAGAGGGGAAUCUUGUGUAUUCUUCCACAAUAUCCAGGCCCACCAGGGACUCCGAGGGCACCUCCAAGGAGGCAUCCACCAUGAAGACUCCCUCCCUCCCAUCUGAGGCCCCCACCACCCUGACUGUGCCUGACAUGCUGGCUCACAGUGGGCCCCCUGGCGAAUGGAUGGAGCCCAGCACCCAUCACCCCAAGGCUACCACAGAUGGUGGGGAGAAUAUGGAUGAGGAUUCCAUGUCCAAACAAAGUGACAAUGGCACCGAUGGGCAAAAGCUGCUUUUGUUCUAUAUCCUGGGCACAGUGGUAGCCAUCUUACUCUUACUGGCUCUGGCUCUUGGACUUCUGGUCUAUCGCAAGCGGAAAGCAAAGAGGGAGGAGGAGAAGGAGAAAAAGCCCCAGAACGCUGCUGACAGCUACUCCUGGGCUCCAGAGCGGGCUGAGAACAGGGCCUUGGAGAAUCAGUACAGUCCAACGCCAGGGACGGACUGCUGAAAGGUGAGGCAGCCUCAGGGACACUGCCAGUCGGCCAUCACCAUCCUCAGAGCUUUCCACACCCCAUCGGAAGGGGCGACCCACAUCCUUCCCAAAGACUGGACUGGAAUCUUAGCAAACAGUUGUAAACAUUCUUAAAAGCCUAGCACCUUGGAAUAUACAGGUAUUUUCUACUUGUGCGUGGUAAUCCUGAAGUAGAAGCAAUGGGUUGGGAUGUGAUUUCGGGAAUUUUGUGGAUGUUAACAAUUCUUACUCACUUUCCCUUUGCAAAUUCAAAUGUGACCAAUUUCACAUUUCCCACUGAUUCUGGAUGAGGGAGUUACAAAUCAGGUGCUAAUGGGGCUCCUUCUAAACUGCUUCCCUGCUCGCUUGAACAUCUGAGGAGAAAAGGCUGUCUGCUAAUGCUAAUUAGUGUUGAAAUGAUUUGUUCCUCUUGGCAUAACAGAGACUAAAUCAUUGUUUAAUGAUGUAAAAAGUUUUUCUUUUCUUUUUUUGUCAAAAGGAACAUAUUGAGGACUGGAAACAUUUCUUUACAUUUGCAUUCAUGUAUUUUCCCAUCACAAGCCCUGAUAAGCUUGACCUUGUUGAAAUCCUCCAGAAUGACCAUAGUACCCUGGACUGCUCAAGUAGCAAGGAUGCUGGAAGUUUACAAAUUGCAUUUCCUAGUUCUUAACAUUGCUAAUAGUUUUGGGUUUCUUUGCAAGUGAAGUCUGGAAAGGGUGGGAGAAGGAUGAAGUGAGUUGAAAGUGUUUUUGAAAGCCAGUAAUCCAAAGAGCUGGAGAGAAAGGCCUGGGGCUUGUUUCACAAAUACUUGAAUCAAUCCAUCUAAAUGCACUUGUGUUAACACACACUAUUGAUGAGGUGAACACGCACAAGGAGAAAAGUCAGAGUCGUCUCUCCUAUGCCACCUGCCUUCCCUGCAUUGUGCUCUGGAUUUAAAUGCUCUGAUUAUAGAUGGAUGGAGCCCCUAGAAGUCUCUCAUUCUGACUGUUAACACUGUAUGAGGGAGAUGAGAUGCUGAGCUUUGAAAGCUGGCAUCAUAAAGCAUUUUAACACAGCUCACAGUUGGUAUUGCUUCCUGAGGGCAUGAUUCCUGAUUUGUGGCUAUAGCUUGCAACCAGGUCAGGGACCAGACAGGAGGGACGCUGGCCCUGUGCUGCUUAAAAAACAUUUGCCAUAUUUUUCUCUUGUUCUUAAAAAAGGGGGGAGAAGAGAAGGAGAGAGAAAAAGAAUAAUUCAAAUCUUUUGCAACCAUAAAAACUGCUUGAAGCAAUUUUAAUUUAUUUCCUCCUUUUUAAAUGCUUGCUUGUGAAGAUUUCCCCUCCUGAGGUAGUGGUGGAGAGCACUACCUUCUCAUGUGGUUCUGCCUGGGUCACUGGAAAGUAGCCGUGGGAUUCAGAUUUUUUUUUUUUUUUUUACUUUAUGAUGAUCAGAGCUUUUUUUUUUUACUUUAUAUUAGAGGAGUUUAAAUUUUUUUUAAUAUAAUUUGUCAAAUUGGUUUCCAUACAACACCCAGCGCUCAUCCCAACAAGCGCUCUCCUCUCUGCCCACAACCGCUUGAGUAGCACCAGGAGGACUCAGGUCACCUGCAGGCUUGUUGCUGUCACCACGCAGAACAGAUUAGGAAUGUGUUUCCUUCCGGGGAUUCCCAAGUCUGCCUCUCAAAACCAGGGUGCCCUAUUGUUUCUGGCUUUGCCUUAGAAACACAUCUGUUCCAGAGGCGGACACCUGGGGCAGGAAUAGCUGCCAGGUGAACGGCCGGCCCUCAGAGUUAAGUAAAUAUCCUUUUGCCAAUAUUGAAAUGUAAAUUCUAUAGUUCAGAUUUUUUUUUUUUUUAGGAAAAAGAGUAACUGAAGGAGUGAGUAUACAGAAAGAUGAAGGUUUUGGAGGACUUAGCAAGGUGUUUGGAACUUUGCUUUUUAAAGACAUCUAAUAUUAUUUAGAUUUCAGUUGAAAUACUGGUGUGUAACACUCAGGAGGCAAAGGCUUAUAUCCACUGGCCCCAGGACCCUUGGCUGUCUGUUGUGUGGGAACCAACCACACCACUAUUCAGAGCUGGCCAGAGGCAUUGCUGACAAUAUGUGCACUUACUUGAACUAACUGCAAAUUCAACAGCUUUGCCUCCAGGCUUUUACAGUUCUACCCUUAUCACUAGGGGAAAGAAGACAUUCCUAUUUAGGCUUCCCCUAAGUCCCUCUGAGGGCCUGUGGGACCUUGUACUGGCUGAGGUCCCCAAACAUGCUCUCUCAUUUUUACGGAGUCUGACUUCUUCUACUGCCCAGCCCCAUUUUUGACUUUUCUGUUCAAAUCUCUCUGUGCGUGGGAAUGUGAAGCCCUAUCCCUGAUGGCAGGCAGACCGCAGAUACCCACUGUGAAACACACAAGGGGAGAAAUGGACCGAUAAAUAAUUCCCCCAAUCCCCUCUAGCAGAAUCAGUCCAUUCGUGAGCAGAUGAGCCCUACCUUCUCUCCCGGAAGCUCCAACCAGUGGCCAAGAUCCCUGAAUUGGAUGACCUUAUCUGAUGAAAACCACUGGCCUCAAACAAAUACUGUUCUCCCCUUUGAUACUGCUGCCAUUUUGUAUGAGGGAUGUGAACUACUGUUUGGGGAGAUGGGGACCCAGCAGUGGAUGAACCACUGGCCACGUGGCCAUUGACAAACUAGUUGUCGGCAAACUGUCCAUUUAUAUAUACAGAAGCUCCCCGGGUGGCUCGGCCACGACACAGCCUGGGAAAUGGAGGGGUUGGAGCAUGGGAGAGGUAGACUCUGCUGUGCACAGACUCCUCCAACUGUGUGCCUGGGCUGGGCUGGGGCAGACUGAGGGCUGUUCUGUCCCUGACCUGCAGAGCAGCAGAACGGCCAGGGUGAUGGGGAAAGGGUGACAGGUCCAUUUGGCAACAGGCUUAAAGACAAUGGAUACUUUUGCCCAAAUAGAAUUUUCCAUAGUUCAAUAAUUCUAGGAUGCUCUUGGACAAUUUAUAUUAGGAAGAAACUCACCCUCUGCCCUCUCUCCAUCUCCCAAGGCAGAUAAUUGAAAGGGAGAAUGACUCCUAAAACAUGCAGCCCACUAUGUUCAUUCCCGAACUUAGAGAUAAUCACUGCUCUUUUUUCUCGUUCAUUUGAACAUGUGAUGCUGGACAAGCCUCGCUCCAGAAUCUGAGGAGUGUAAAAAGCAAAGGUGGGGCAAUUAUCUGAAAAUGCCUUUGAAAGAGUUGGACCCAGUGAGGUCUUUUGUAGGAUGCACCCACCCCUGCUCAACAUAGUGACCUUGAGGCAAAAGAUGGCCUUGCAGGUGUCCCUUUGGUUCACCCACAUGCCUGAUCAUCAUAAUUGUGGCAUCUGGCACCACACAUCCACAUCGUGUUUUCCCUUCUGCAUCAAGUGGGUGACUUAAGUGGGUUCUGCCUUAAGAACGGGAGGGAUGCAGGCUAACAUCCUGUCCGUGAUUAGACAAAAAGGUGGAAUAAAAAGUUAAACAUGUAUGUGAGCGUUGUAUGUGCACAGUACAGGAAGAAUUAGGUUGGAAAUGAAUCUCUGUCCCUGAAACACACACAUGUGUGUUACUAUUCUUAUGUUUCAGUCAGGAGCCCCUGUUUGAACUCAUUCUGGUGGCACCUGCACUUUUAUCACUGAACGUUACCUUUGGAAAAUAUAGAUGUGAUCAUUAGCUGAUUUUAUUCCAACCCUCUUUCCUAUAAACGUUUCUGUGAAAACUGAGAACAGAGGAGUUUUGAUUCCCAAAAAUGUACUACAUUCAAAGUAAUGCAUUUUUAAAAGCAAAUAUAGGACAGCCUUUUCCUAUUAUUUUUCUCCUUAGCUUCUCCAUUGUCUAAAUCAGGAAAACAGGAAAGCAUGGCUUUCUAGCAGCUGCAAAAUGGUGUAAUGUCCCCUCCAUGUUUCCAUCACCUUAAACAAUAGAUUAGCAUGGGAAUCCGAGAUAUGAUCCUUGAAAACAUCUGUCCCUGUCUGGCUGCAAAACCUACUGCUUAUAGCCAUGUGGUUUGUGGCAUUUGUCAACCAAAACAAACAAACAAAAAAGCCGAUAAUCAGAAUUCUCCACAUAUUCUGUAAUCAAAUACCAUAUUCUGUUCCAGAUUCCCAAAACUAAUACACGCUGAAGUGCUUUUUUAAAAAGUGAAUUGUGUUUUGACCUGUUCUUGGGGAUCAUGCGCAUCUCUUCUAGGAAAAAACUCUAGAAUAUCUUUCUCACAUUGUUCCUCUUUAUCUGCAAGGGGGCAAGCAUUUCCUUUCCACAAAUCUUGCCCACCAUUCUUCUGGACUGGGUUCUUGGUGCACAUUUGACUGAAGCUUGAAUUAGGUUGUUUGCAAGGCCUUGUUCUAUGACACUCAAUGGGACUGUAAAUGUCAGUCAUCCCUUCACAAAUGCUAGAUAAGAAUUUAGUAUUUUUAAAUCUGUGUAUUUGAAAUUUGUUCCACUCAUUCUGCCAUCGUGGGAUUUCUGUGCAGGGCGUCUUUCUGUCUUGGGCCCGACUGUUUCCCAGGCGGGGGGAGGGCAGGCUUGGCUGAUGCACAGGGCCUCGGAACUCUGAGAAACCAAGGGCCAUAUCGAGUCCACCUCGACAAGCAGCAAGCCUGCCAUCCUUUGUGUUUUAUGUCACAUGCCUAACCUAAUAAACUCUGGACUACAGUU
Messenger RNA from Prionailurus viverrinus (fishing cat), 6950 nucleotides. It is a transcript of the gene CD93, whose product is annotated as CD93 molecule. The coding region runs from base 354 to 2300 and encodes 648 amino acids. Gene Ontology annotation, molecular function: calcium ion binding. Lineage: Eukaryota; Metazoa; Chordata; Mammalia; Carnivora; Felidae. The record is from RefSeq and is a predicted model, not a curated record. The transcript is spliced from 2 exons.